This is a messenger RNA of Impatiens glandulifera, 909 nucleotides long. RefSeq names its product probable WRKY transcription factor 12. Gene Ontology annotation, biological process: regulation of DNA-templated transcription. Gene Ontology annotation, molecular function: sequence-specific DNA binding; DNA-binding transcription factor activity. The record is from RefSeq and is a predicted model, not a curated record. NCBI's taxonomy places the organism in Eukaryota, Viridiplantae, Streptophyta, Magnoliopsida, Ericales, Balsaminaceae. The coding region runs from base 67 to 753 and encodes 228 amino acids. The transcript has 4 exons.
AUACACAAGAUGAACAUGAAAUAAUACAGUUUCUAGAGAGUAGAGAGAGAAAAUAAACUAGAAAAAAUGGAAAGAAGUUUGCCGACGACGGCGACGGCCGGCAAUUACAGCCAUGAUCUUCAUCAUCAAGUUUCAUUCACAUCUCCAAUCAUAAAUCCAAUUAACGAAAUGGGUUUUGUUCAUUUUGAAGAUCAUCAUCAAACUCAUCAUGUUUUGACUUUCUUACCUAGUCUUGAUAACUCCACCGUCGGCGCCGGCGCCGGCGCAGUUGCUGCCGGAAUCACAUCCACUACUGGUAGUGGAUCAGUCAUGGCCGGGUUUAAUCAAAGUGACCCGAUUAAGGUUGGACAAGUGGAUCCAAACAAGACUAAUGUGGAGAGUUGUUCUAAUGCAAGUGAUGGAAGCAAUUCAUGGUGGAAGAGCUCUUCGUCUUCGGCUGCGGCGGAGAAAAACAAGAUGGUUAAAGUGAGGAGGAAAUUGCGAGAGCCGAGAUUUUGCUUCCAAACGAGAAGUGAAGUUGAUGUUCUUGAUGAUGGUUACAAAUGGAGGAAAUAUGGCCAGAAAGUUGUCAAGAACAGCCUUCAUCCUAGAAGUUAUUAUCGGUGUACACAUAACAAUUGUAGAGUGAAGAAAAGAGUUGAACGAUUGUCUGAGGAUUGUCGAAUGGUUAUAACAACGUAUGAAGGACGACAUAACCAUAUUCCAUGUGAUGAUUCAAAUUCAUCUGAAAACGAAUGUUUUACCUCGUUUUAGCUACCUAAUCUCAUCAUUAUUGAAUGCCCUUAUUAAUUAAUUAAAUUGUGUAAUUAAGUACAUGUAAUUUGUAUAAACAACUUCUUAAAAAAAGACAAAAUAUUCAUGUUCUAUAAGUUUUGCUUGUUGUUCUAAUUUAUUUAUUAAAUUUAAAUU